AUGGAGCAAAUGUACCUGAUCGAAAUAUUCAUAGACAAGGUGACGAUAUACGCAACGUUAGAAGAUGAACAGAGUGGCGCAAACAAAAAUCUUAUAAUAAAAAUUCGAUUUGGACCAAAAGUAGAGUUUAUUAUCAAGGAGGGUCAAUUAGCCCUUAAUGAUGAUAAGAAAGAUGAUGUAAUGGAAUGUGAUGAAAACGGUAGAAGAAAAUGGUCUCGUACAAUCAGAGUAGGCAAAUCGUAUCUCUUCCCGUCAUAUCCAGACACUGUCCUUAUGAUACUCAGCAAGUUUCCACUCGAAAUAGAAAUAUGGAACGAUGACGAGAACGAAGUCGAAAUAUUUGUUGGUGUUGGCACUAUGCAUUGGGAGACAGAAUUCUUCCACAUGCUGAAAGAAACUGCUGAGGCUUCGAAACUACAUGAACCAUUAACAAUUAAACAGAACACACCACUGUUUGGGGAAUGUUAUUGUAAACGGGUUGGAGAAAUUUCCUUCAUACUAAGACUUAGUGCUUUAGGAGAGAGCAUCAUAACAGAAUUCCAGCAACUAAUGACAGAUCCGGAUGCAUUUGUUUUUAGGACAAACAAAGCGCCAAGUAUGUUCCAAUGCAAGAGAAUCGAGGGCGAUGACAAGAACUUUUGUAUGGUUGGCAGUUUGUACGAAACUACAACUUUGGAAGAUCCAGAUGUUGUAGAUAAAGCACAACAAAAGAUUGAAAUUUGUACAGAAUUGCAAAGCUGUGGAAUGGGACAAAAGGACACUGAAUACAGAUGUCAACAUGAAGGAGCUGAAGCAAAAACUCAAAAGAAGAUGUACCCUAUUAAUAAGAUAAGAAUGGGUGAUAUUACCGGACCGUGCGGCAAUACUAAUUGUCCCUUAGCUCACAAAGUGAGAACCUAUAUCAGAAACUUGGAAAGUUAUAAGAAAGAAGCGGAAGGUAAGGUAGACGGAACAAAAGACGUAAAUGCACGGAAAAUCUGCGGUAGCUGUGGUUGUAAAGAUGACAGGUGGCAUAGAGAGGAAUGUCCUGAGAAAUUAGAAAAAGAAGGCAAACAGGGAAAAGCGGUGUGUUCCGGAUGUGGCGGUAUGGCACAAGUAGGAGAAACGUGUGAAGAUAGAAAAAAUAAAAUGUUUGGUACGGGAGCUACUCCCAGAGGGUCAAAGACGCAAGUAUCAUAUGUUUUUAGUGUAACAAAAGUUCCUGGUUUUAAGGAGUCUGUGUAUGGCACGAAUUACACCGUACAAAAUUUAACAGCUGACUAUUAUUUGCAAAUGAUCGGUCAGACUCCAGGUGUCAAUAGAGGUGGGUGCUGUUGCAGCCAAAAUCGACAAAUAUCAAAUCUCAAUCAAGCCAGAACUGCGUUAAGUGCAACUGAUAUAAGGCCACCCGACAAUAAAGCUUCCACAAGGAGCUUGAACAAUAAUGCCAUUGUUUAUAACGUGGAACUGAGUUCAUCAAAAAGAAAAAUUCCUGUUUUUAAUUGUGUCGAAAUAGCAGAGGAUAAAGAUUGUAAAUGUAAUCCUCCCAAACCGUCGCCACCUUGUAAGACUUUUGACUGUGAAUGCAUACAAAAAUCAGUUAACAUAGCAGCAAGGAAAGCGCACAAACCAUACUGUCCACAAUAUAAACAUAAGAGUAAUUGUCCAGUCAAUAUGAUGAAUGAGGAAGAAGAGAACAAGAAGGCAGAUGUGGAUGAAGACGAAGCUGAGCCAUUGCCAUAUGGUCUCCCGCCUAUCAAACUUGGUCCCUGUCCUGUAAUGGGAAGGCCUUGCUCCGUACCCGAUGGAUUCGCCAGAAUGUAUAAAACCGCAGCCAUAGCUCCCCAACCACCAAGCUACAGCGACGCUGGGAAAGUUUGUUGUUCAAAAGAAUAUGAGCGAAUCAAAAGAGCGAUAAAGGACUACAUGAAGUACGAAAAAGAACAUGACUAUAGAUGCAUAAACAAAUUUAAUGUGGACACUGAAAGGCGAUGUUGCGACAAAGAGCAGGUGCUGCUUUCCCUUAUGGGGAAGAGUUGCUGUGGUGCUCACAAGCUAGCCAUCCAGGAGAAAGAUAAAGAGGAACGGAAGAACGCAUAG
Molecule: messenger RNA, 2079 nt
Organism: Zerene cesonia (dogface butterfly)
Lineage: Eukaryota; Metazoa; Arthropoda; Insecta; Lepidoptera; Pieridae
Exons: 1
Coding region: 1-2079 (692 amino acids)
Source: RefSeq, a predicted model, not a curated record